AAGAACAUAGUCUUCGCUGGAAGCUAAUUAGGUGUUGUGCGCUCAGCUGUUGAGUUGAGGUGAAUACUUGGUUGAGUCGGGCAGCACGAGCUGUGUGUGUUUAUCUGCGACGUCGUAGGAGCUAUCUACAUCAGCAAGAUUCCAAACAACUUCGACGUGCUAAACACACUCGCUCUUGUUCUUUUGAAAUCAACCAAAGUGCAAAUUUGACGAUGGUGAAGGUAUCUUUUAAUUCGGCCCUUGGGCAGAAGGACAUGAAAAAGGACAGCGAAACCCUCAUUCCCGAGGACAAGGAUCCGGAGGUGGCUCUGCCGGUGCGUCAGCAGUCCAAGGCCUGGUGCUGGUGCAUGUGCCUGGGCCUGGCCCUCAUGCUGUCUGGUGUGGUGGUGGGAGGGGCCUACCUGUACAGGUACUACAUCCUGGAGGAGGGCCAGGUGUUUGUGUGCGGGGUGAAGUACCGUGAGGAAGACAUGAUGAUCCUGGAGGAGGAGGAUGUGGAGGUGGACCUGCCCUCCAGAUUCAAGAUGAUCCAGGAGAACAUCCGCGUACUGGAGGACCAGGAGGUGGCUCUCAUCAACGUACCCGUGCCUGAGUUCGACGACAGCGACCCUGCCGACAUCGUCCACGACUUCCAAAGGAGACUGACUGCCUACCUGGACCUGUUCCUGAACAAAUGCUACGUCAUCCCCCUCAACACCUCCAUUGUCAUGCCUCCCAAGGACUUCCUGGAGCUGUUGGUCAACAUCAAGGCUGGUACCUACCUUCCUCAGUCCUACUUGAUCCAUGAGGAGAUGGUGGUGACUGAGCGCCUGGAGGACGUGGAACAACUGGGAUACUUCAUUAACAACCUCUGCCAGGGCAAGGACACCUACAAGCUGGAGCGCAGAGACAGGAUCCUGGGUAUGCAGAAGAGAGAAGCUCUCAACUGCCACAAGAUCCGUCACUUUGAGAACAAGUUUGUGGUGGAGACCUUGAUCUGUGAGCCCUAGUGACGUCGUUGUGGCUGUGGGAAAAGUGGCACAUUGUCUCUAUACAACCUCGCUUCAUUUUACUGGGAGCGCAGUUGGAGAUUUGUAAUUGUAGAUUUCUCUGUUUUAAAUGUUUCCAUUUGUUAUUUUACUUCAAGUAGUUUUGUGUGCAAGAGAAUUGUAAUGUGAAAAGGGGCAAUUCGUCUCUACUUAAAACAUGUAAAAAAGGGUAACAGUCAGUAGCGUGUAUUUGUUUUUAUUAUGCACGGACACAAUUCAACAAAAGACCGUAGGGUUCUAUUUUAGGAAGGAUCUUUUCGAGGGCGGGACUGCUAGCUUGUCAGAAAUGUAAACCUCACUAAUGAUUUGAGAUCUAUGUUUAGUUUACUGGGAUCAAAAACAGGGAUUAAGGGUUGAAUUGACGCAGAACAUGUAUGGUAUAGACUUAAUUAAACAAUCAUCUAAUUGUAUUUUUUAAUACAGAAAUGAAAAUGUGCAAAGGCAUGGCAAAUGGAUACUUUUGUACCACUGAACCUGGUUUUAGAAGGGACUAUUCCAGGGAGUUUUCUAGAUUUUAUAUUUUAAUUGUCUGCUGUAACUAUUAAUAUACUGCAAAUAUGAUUUCUUAACUGUAAAACAUCUUAAGAUAAGAGUGUGGAUAAAUGUUUCUUUCAUCUAGCUUUAAGAAAACAUAAAUCAAGACAAUUGUCUAAAGAAUUAAAAUCAGAAGGUUAUUCAUUCUUAUACAACAGUAACACUUUUAUUUCACCUGUUUUUUUGUUUUCUUUCUUUCUUUCUCCAAAUGUACCAGUUUUUGAAUAUUUUUUUUUAAUCACUCGUACUAAUUUGUAUAUAACCUCUAAAGAUUAUGACCAACACCACAAUAAAUCUUAAACCAGUAAUACGGA
This is a messenger RNA of Coregonus clupeaformis (lake whitefish), 1876 nucleotides long. Its product is annotated as integral membrane protein 2B. Gene Ontology annotation, cellular component: extracellular exosome; plasma membrane; Golgi apparatus. Gene Ontology annotation, biological process: negative regulation of amyloid precursor protein biosynthetic process. Bases 213 to 989 code for a protein of 258 amino acids. The record is from RefSeq and is a predicted model, not a curated record. Gene Ontology annotation, molecular function: amyloid-beta binding. The transcript has 6 exons. Lineage: Eukaryota; Metazoa; Chordata; Actinopteri; Salmoniformes; Salmonidae.